AUGGACAUAGAAGAAUUUAUAAACUUUAUUGAGUUGGAAUUCAAAAUUGAUUUUACCUCAUUGCCACAGUGGAGGGAACUUAUUGAGAUAAUGAAUAUCGCUCAGACAGAUUAUAAAAUAAGAAAACGGAAUGCUGAAAAUCGUAAAUAUGAGAUCAUACAAAAAAUUUAUAUGCAGAAUUCCAGACUUACUCCAUUUGAACUUACUGACAAAUUAAUUAGAACUUCCAGAAAGUGGCAAGAUAUGAAACUUAAGCACAAAAGCAUUGAACCUAAAGUUUCUAACAUAAAAGAUGAUCUUUUAAUUAUGUCUUGUGAUGAUCAUAUAAGUAAUGUAUCAGAACCAGGAGAUCAAACGACUCUCGUUAAGUGUCCGUCACAUCCUAAUACAGAAGAAGCACAAAUAGAAGCGAUACAAGACACCGAACUAGAACUUAAUUGGCAUAUAUCACCAAAAAUUGGAUAUCCAAAAGCAAUUGUUCAUAUAAAAAAUACAGAUGACGCUUGUUAUUGCUUACAUAUCAGAAAAAGAUAUGUUAAUUUUGUCUCGGAAUCCGAUGAGAGUGAUAAAUCCAAUGAAGUAAAUAGUCUAGACUCGAAGAAUUUUUAUGAAAGAGAAGAGGGCAAAGAGUUAGAGCUCCAAAAUACCAUUUUGUCAACACCAAAUACAAGAAAAUCGAGUGCACAUUUUGAUAAAUUUAGUGAUGAUUUACAAAAAUUUGAUACUAUUGACAUUGUAGCUUUGGUUGUAAGCGAUAUAAUAGAUCUUGCUCUUGAACCAUUCAUUUUUAAACACACAUACCUGUGUAUUGAACCUCGAUCAAAAAAAUUCGUUAAAGUAUAUUUCACAAAAGUUCAUCAUAUAGGUUAUCAUCAAAGUUACUAUGAUUUCAUAUUUAUAGACUCCAAAGACAGUGAUAUGACACUUACUAAAACAACAAAAGUUUUUGCCGAGGUUUUGCCUCAUCCUGUUUCUAUAAAACCGAAAAUACUUGAUAUGACUAGAUCACCUGUAACAUUUGGAUAUUUGAAAGAUUCUUUUACAAUCACAAAUUCACACAAGAUUUUUCCAGUUACAAUUAAAAUAACAUCAACUUUAAAAAUGAAAAAGAUCUUUAAAAUCACUCCUAAGGAAAUGAUAGUUUGUCCACUAUCAAGCACAAUUUUUUAUGUUACAAUAUGUACCAAAAGAAAAAACGAACUGAUAACUGGGGAAUUAGCCUAUUUUACGAUAAAGAUUUCGAUUAAAGGACACGAAUCCAUUUACAAAAACGUUCCUCCUUUUUUCUAUGAAAUUAUAACACCGUGUUGUAUGGAAUUCAGAGAAGUGUAUGACACUGAAUAUUGCAGUGACGCGAGUGAUUUAUCAAGAUGCAAAAAUCUAGAAGAUACAAAAAAUUCGUAUUUUUUAUAA
Messenger RNA from Bicyclus anynana (squinting bush brown), 1413 nucleotides. RefSeq lists its product as uncharacterized. The transcript has 2 exons. The record is from RefSeq and is a predicted model, not a curated record. The coding region runs from base 1 to 1413 and encodes 470 amino acids. Lineage: Eukaryota; Metazoa; Arthropoda; Insecta; Lepidoptera; Nymphalidae.